This is a messenger RNA of Paramecium tetraurelia, 1638 nucleotides long. RefSeq lists its product as uncharacterized. NCBI's taxonomy places the organism in Eukaryota, Ciliophora, Oligohymenophorea, Peniculida, Parameciidae. The transcript has a single exon. Gene Ontology annotation, molecular function: protein binding. Gene Ontology annotation, biological process: iron-sulfur cluster assembly. Gene Ontology annotation, cellular component: cytosolic [4Fe-4S] assembly targeting complex. The record is from RefSeq and is a predicted model, not a curated record.
AUGUCAAUUAUAGAUAUAGAUGCUUUAAUAGAAAACCUUAGGUGUGAAUAUGGAGAGAAACAUAAAAACUCACCAAUUUUAGAAAUAGAUCUGAAAAAAUAAGAAGGGAUUGAAAAGAAGAAUCGCUUGUUAUGCGGAUUUUGUAUUUAUAAUUUUUAGGGGGGUGUGCGUGAGAGCAUGGGGGUCUCUCAUGUAAUUUAAGCAAUAAAAGAACAAUAUAAAAAUAUCGAAGAGUAUCGUUUUGAAUAAAUAACGUCGGAAAAAAAGUUAUUAGAGAAGAUAAAACUUAACCUUGUAGAUUUUCAAACAUAAUUAUAUUAGAUAUUAAAUGAGACUGGAAAUUUGAUUGAUUAAUGCAACUGUGAGCUUGAUAAUUUAAGCUCUAAUAUAUAAUUUAACAUAAUGGAUGAAAUAGAUGAGGUAGCAUAAUAAUAUAUAAGAAUUAAAGAAAAUAAAUAUAAUCAAAAUAAUCUCAUAUUUGAGGAAUUCCAUAAAACACUCACAAAGAUUAGGAUUGCAUAUUAAAUCAAAUUUAAAAACGAAAUGAAAAAAGUAGAAGAGUCUAUUUCUAAUAUAGUCCAUUAAUUUACUUAAUAUAAUAAUCGAGAUCAGGAGAGGGAAAAUCAAUUAAUUGAAAAUAAUAUUUAAAGAAUAUCAAGAAUAAAAAUUAUUAGGGAUAGACCACUUCAACAUAAUAAAAUAAGCGAGAUUUACUGCUAGUAUUGUGUUGCUCUUUCUUUUGAUUACGAAUGCAAAUUCUUAGCAAUCUCAACUUAAGAAAAUAAUGUGCAUAUAUAUAAUGUCGAGAAUAAAAAGUUAGAAGAAAAUAUAUAAAAAUUAAAUCAUGAGAACUAAGUUUAUUCAAUAAUUUUUAGUAAAAAUUAGAAUUGGCUGGUAACAGGGAUAUCAACUGGUGGAGUUAUAAUAUGGAAAUUCCAAGAUUCUCGAUGGGAGAAAUAUGUUGAAUUAAAUGUACAUAGAAAAACUGUUUUCGGUCUCUUACUGAACUAAAAUGAAGAUCUUCUAUUUUCAUGUAGCGAGGAUGAAAGUAUCAUAAUAUGGAAUUUAAAUUUCGCCCAAAAUGUAGUCUACAAACAGGAAAAGAUUAACACAAAUUCAGGAUCUAUAUUUUCUCUAACUCUCAAUAAAUCAGAGGAUAGGUUGGCAUGUUGCAGUCGAUUAACAUGCGUAAUUAUAUGGGAAUAUUCAAAAGAGUAAGCCUAAUGGAAUUAUAAGCAAAAUAUCAUGAUAUCACAAUUUGACUUUGGUUAUAGGAUAAGUUUUUAUAAUAAUUAUUUGAUUUUUUAACCUUCAAAUGUAGGGAUUUGUAUUGUUUAUGAAGAGAAAGAUAAUAUUUUCUAAGAGUUUUAACAACUCUAAUUGAAUUGUAGUGAACCUUCAGACAAAGUUGGAUUGUCACCAAUUUAAUACAACGAGACCAAAAAUAUUAUGAUAUUGAAACAUAGUCAAUUUGUUUAUUUUAUUAGAUAAUAGGCUGAUAAGAAUUUUAAAAUCAUUGGUGAUAGCAUAUAAAAUAAGAAUAAUAUCCAUUUUUCAGCUUUAUCAUAAAAUGGAGAAUAUCUGGCAUGGUGGAAUCAAGAUAAUAAAAUAGUUUUAUUCAAAUUAGAUUAUGAAUGA